This is a messenger RNA of Lachancea meyersii CBS 8951, 1245 nucleotides long. The record is from the annotation of a GenBank genome assembly. Lineage: Eukaryota; Fungi; Ascomycota; Saccharomycetes; Saccharomycetales; Saccharomycetaceae.
AUGGGCAUCAAUAAUCCAAUACCAAGAUCGCUUAAAUCUGAAAGCAAAAAAGCGGCUAAAGUGCUAGCGAGUUUUGUCAAACCAAACCAACUUUUUGGUGCAGACACGGUGAUCCCACCUGAGGUGCUAAAACGAGCAAAGGGUCUGGCGGUUAUCACGGUGCUGAAAGCGGGGUUUCUGUUUAGUGGACGAGCGGGCUCUGGGAUUAUCGUGGCACGGUUGAGAGACGGAUCGUGGUCUGCACCAUCGGCAAUUGCCCUAGCAGGUGCAGGGGCCGGAGGACUCAUCGGUGUCGAGCUCACGGACUUUGUUUUCAUCCUGAACACGGACGAUGCCGUUAAAUCGUUUUCGGAGUUCGGAACCAUCACUUUGGGAGGCAAUGUAUCGGUGGCAGCCGGUCCUCUUGGCCGUAACGCUGAGGCUGCCGCUUCUGCCUCGCUGGGCGGGGUCGCUGCGGUCUUUUCAUACUCUAAAACGAAGGGUAUGUUUGCAGGGGUUUCGGUUGAAGGAUCCAUCAUUGUGGAAAGAAGAGAGGCGAAUCGGAAAAUAUACGGAGACAAGUGCAAAGCGAAAAUGAUCUUAAGCGGUCGCGUGAGACCUUCGGCUGCUGCGGAUCCUUUGUUCCGAGUCCUCGAGUCGCGCGCAUUCAACUAUGGAGACAGACCCAGGGAUUAUGAUGAUGACAGCGAAUUCUACGACGAUAUUCCCUCCUCUUUUGAUUCCUCUGAUAUGGACUCUCAUAGAGCGAAUACCAGAUCGACCCGAAGAAGAGCUGAUUCUGUACAGUCAUCGAGGUCCUAUCGCGACGAUUUGGAUGACGGUUUUGAUGACGAUUUUGAUGACGAUGAUCCCAACGACGUCAGCGGAUAUUACUCGAAAGCCAGGGGCCAAAGGUCCUCCAGUCGAUGGGAAGAUGAUGUUUAUGAUAGAGACUUGGCCGACGCUUCAAACAGGCUCAGCCACGCCAAAGUGUCAAGCGCGCCCUCAAGACCUAGAACCGAAAAGCCUGAUUUUGGAAUUUCAUCGCUCCCAGCAGGCUCAAGGAGCGCAAGGAAUGUUUCUUCAGGCUUACCGAAAGCAGUCGCUCUUUAUACGUUCAAGGGAGAGCAGUCUGGUGAUUUGACCUUCAGAAAAGGCGAUGUUAUAUCCAUUUUGAAAAAGUCAGAAUCGCAAAACGACUGGUGGACGGGGCGCAAUAACGGACAGGAAGGAAUCUUUCCUGCUAACUAUGUAGAGCUGGUUUGA